Molecule: messenger RNA, 1064 nt
Organism: Raphanus sativus (radish)
Lineage: Eukaryota; Viridiplantae; Streptophyta; Magnoliopsida; Brassicales; Brassicaceae
Product: probable amino-acid acetyltransferase NAGS2, chloroplastic
Biological process (GO): L-arginine biosynthetic process
Cellular component (GO): cytoplasm
Molecular function (GO): L-glutamate N-acetyltransferase activity, acting on acetyl-CoA as donor
Source: RefSeq, a predicted model, not a curated record
UACCUAUGAGGUUGCUACAGCUUGUGCAUUAGCCAUAGGAGCAGACAAGCUCAUUUGCAUAAUGGACGGUCCAAUUCUCGAUGAGGGUGGACAUCUUAUUCGUUUCUUGACACUCAAAGAAGCAGAUACGUUAGUGAGAAAACGUGCACAACAGAGCGACAUUGCUGCUAAUUACGUAAAGGCUGUUGGUGAUGGAAGAAGCAUCGAUAAGGUUACUUCUUCUCCUGGUAACGAGAGAGCCUCGUUUUUUUGGGGAAACGGAAACCACACUCCCAUCUUUCAAAACGGUGUUGGGUUUGACAAUGGCAGUGGUGAGCAAGGUUUUGCUAUUGGUGGUGAGGAGAGACUAAGCCGCCAAAACGGUUAUCUUUCCGAACUGGCUGCUGCUGCGUUUGUCUGCAGAGGUGGAGUCAAAAGAGUGCACUUGUUAGAUGGUACUAUAACUGGAGUUCUAUUGUUGGAGCUUUUCAAACGAGAUGGAAUGGGGACUAUGGUUGCUAGUGAUGUAUACGAAGGAACACGAGAUGCCAAAGUGGAUGAUCUUGCAGGAAUCAGACAUAUCAUCAAACCUUUGGAGGAAGCUGGGAUCUUGGUCCGCAGAACCGAUGAGGAGUUACUACAAGCCUUGGAGUCCUUCGUGGUUGUAGAAAGAGAAGGCCAGAUCAUCGCUUGUGCAGCUCUGUUCCCAUUCUUCCAAGACAAAUGCGGAGAAGUCGCAGCCAUCGCAGUCGCAUCAGACUGCCGCGGUCAAGGCCAAGGCGAUAAACUGCUAGAUUACAUAGAGAAGAAAGCUUCCUCUCUCGGGCUGGACACGCUGUUUCUACUCACAACGCGAACAGCAGACUGGUUCGUGAGACGUGGGUUCCAAGAAUGUUCAAUAGAGGUGAUACCAGAGACCAGAAGGCAAAGAAUCAACCUCUCAAGAAAAUCAAAGUACUACAUGAAGAAGCUACUACCUGAUAGGAGUGGCAUCUCAAUAUAACAACAACAACAACAGCGUUCAUUAUUAUUGUUUAAAAACAAAAAAAAAACAUUUUGCAAUCAAUCAAACUUUUUUUUUAUUA